Molecule: messenger RNA, 2177 nt
Organism: Daucus carota subsp. sativus
Lineage: Eukaryota; Viridiplantae; Streptophyta; Magnoliopsida; Apiales; Apiaceae
Exons: 10
Coding region: 134-2011 (625 amino acids)
Biological process (GO): glucan catabolic process
Molecular function (GO): beta-glucosidase activity
Source: RefSeq, a predicted model, not a curated record
GUUUAAAAGAAAGAAAAACUUCUUGUUAUAAAGGAACAUUUUUUUUCAACCCAAUGUGACUAUAAAUACCAAUGCUUUCUGUCCAUACAAAGACACACAAUCUGUAACUCAGUCCACUACACAAAUCUAAGAUAUGGCAAAAUGCUAUGCACUGUUUACUGGGAUCCUGCUUCUUUGUUUAUCCGCUGCUGCAAUGGCCACAACAGAAUACAUGAAGUAUAAAGAUCCAAAACUAGCUAUAAAUGUUCGUAUAAAAGAUCUUAUGAGCAGGAUGACUUUGGAGGAAAAGAUUGGACAAAUGGUGCAGAUUGAUCGAACCAAGGCCUCAAAUAAGGUCUUGAAGAAGUACCUUAUUGGGAGUGUGUUGAGCGGUGGAGGAAGUGUUCCGGCUAAAAGGGCAUCUGCAGAAACAUGGGUUGAUAUGGUAAAUGAUUUCCAGAAGGGUUCGUUGUCAACUCGGCUUGGGAUACCGAUGAUUUAUGGGAUUGAUGCCGUUCAUGGGCACAACAAUGUGUAUGGUGCAACUGUUUUUCCUCACAAUGUUGGCCUUGGAUGUACCAGGGACCCGGCUCUGGUGAAGAAGAUAGGAGCAGCAACUGCUCUUGAAGUUAGAGCCACUGGCAUUCCAUAUGUUUUUGCCCCUUGUAUUGCAGUUUGUAGAGAUCCAAGAUGGGGUCGAUGUUUUGAAAGCUAUAGUGAAGAUCAUACCAUUGUGCAAGCAAUGACUGAGAUCAUACCAGGAUUACAGGGAGACAUCCCUGCUAAUUCUCGCAAAGGUGUUCCCUUUGUCGGUGGAAAGCAGAAGGUUGCAGCAUGUGCGAAACACUACCUGGGAGAUGGUGGAACAAACAAAGGUAUAAAUGAAAACAACACCAUUAUAAGCGCCAAUGGAUUGUUCAGCAUCCAUAUGCCAGCUUACUAUAACUCGGUCAUAAAGGGUGUGGCAACUGUCAUGAUCUCCUACUCGAGCUGGAAUGGCGUUAAAAUGCACUCUAACCGUCAACUUAUUACUGGAUUUUUGAAAAACAGACUGAAAUUCAGAGGGUUCGUCAUCUCAGAUUGGCAGGGCAUUGACAGGAUGACUACCCCAGAACAUGCCAACUACACAUGGUCUAUUAUAACUGGAGUGAAUGCUGGCAUUGAUAUGAUCAUGGUACCAUACAACUAUACAGAAUUCAUUGAUGGCAUAAUUCCUUUGGUGAAGGGCAAGUUCAUUUCCAUGACCAGAAUUGAUGAUGCUGUGAGGAGAAUUUUACGAGUUAAAUUUGGUAUGGGUCUAUUUGAGAAUCCUUUGGCAGAUUAUAGCAUGGCCAAGUACCUAGGCAAAAAAGAGCAUCGCGAACUUGCAAGAGAAGCAGUAAGAAAAUCUCUAGUGCUGUUAAAGAAUGGUAAAUAUGCCGACAAGCCAUUGCUACCCCUUUCCAAGAAAGCGCCAAAAAUACUUGUAGUUGGAAGCCAUGCAGACAAUAUUGGUAAUCAAUGUGGCGGGUGGACAAUCGUGUGGCAAGGAAAAAGUGGCAACAUUACAACUGGAGGUACAACAAUCCUAUCUGCCAUAAAGAAAACUGUUGCACCUGAGACGAAAGUUGUGUAUCGAGAGAACCCUGAUGCUAAGUUUGUCAAGAACAACAAAUUCUCUUACGCCAUAGUUGUUGUGGGUGAGCCUCCAUAUGCUGAGACCUUUGGAGAUAGCUUGAGCUUGACAAUUCCUGAAACUGGCAUCAACACAAUCAAGAACGUUUGUGGUGCCAUUAAAUGUGUUGUUGUCCUAAUUAGUGGACGACCUGUUGUUAUUGAACCAUACAUUUCACAAAUUGAUGCACUGGUAGCUGCAUGGCUUCCUGGAUCUGAAGGCCAAGGUGUUGCGGAUGUUCUGUUCGGUGACUAUGGAUUCACAGGGAAGCUAGCGCGUACUUGGUUCAAAAAUGUCGAUCAACUUCCAAUGAAUGUAGGGGAUUCACACUAUGAUCCUCUAUUCCCGUUUGGCUUUGGCCUUACAACCAAACCGUAACCUGUUAAGGCCAAUUAGAAGAGUACCUACAUUGAUUUACAUGUACUAAAGUCUAAAAACAUGAACUCUUUCGUCUGAGAUUUUGCAUUAGUUGAGUUGCAAAUGUAAUGCCUUAACUAUGAGAGUGUUAAACAUCUUAAUGGGAAUAAUAUGAAAGUUUUGUUUA